Callorhinchus milii (elephant shark) is the source of this 1116-nucleotide messenger RNA. It is a transcript of the gene wnt8b, whose product is annotated as wingless-type MMTV integration site family, member 8b. The record is from RefSeq and is a predicted model, not a curated record. Bases 1 to 1116 code for a protein of 371 amino acids. NCBI's taxonomy places the organism in Eukaryota, Metazoa, Chordata, Chondrichthyes, Chimaeriformes, Callorhinchidae. Gene Ontology annotation, biological process: neuron differentiation; cell fate commitment; canonical Wnt signaling pathway. Gene Ontology annotation, cellular component: extracellular region. The transcript has 6 exons. Gene Ontology annotation, molecular function: frizzled binding; cytokine activity.
AUGGCGGAUUACAACCAACCACCUUCUGACCCAGAGGCGAGAGCGCUGGCGAAGGGCAAAGUUGGGAGCUUUCUGCAACUUAAUCAUCUCUUCUCGCUUUCUUCCAGGUCAGUGAACAAUUUUCUGAUGACUGGCCCUAAGGCGUAUCUGAUCUACUCCAGCAGUGUGGCAGCGGGUGCCCAGAGUGGAAUUGAGGAAUGCAAACAUCAGUUCGCCUGGGACCGGUGGAACUGCCCCGAGAGAGGUCUGCAGCUGUCCACACACAGCGGCCUGAGGAGUGCAAACCGAGAGGCUGCCUUUGUGCACGCUAUCAGUUCUGCCGGGGUCAUGUAUACUUUGACCAGGAACUGUAGUUUGGGCGAUUUUGAUAACUGCGGGUGCGACGAUUCACGCAACGGACAGUUGGGAGGGCAGGGCUGGCUGUGGGGAGGCUGCAGCGAUAACGUAGGCUUUGGGGAAGCCAUUUCCAAGCAGUUCGUGGACGCCCUGGAGACGGGACAGGACGCCAGAGCCGCCAUGAACCUCCACAACAACGAGGCCGGCAGGAAGGCAGUUAAGGGUACCAUGAAACAGACCUGUAAGUGUCACGGCGUGUCUGGGAGCUGCACUACACAGACCUGCUGGCUCCAGCUCUCCGAGUUUCGGGAGGUGGGCAACUACUUAAAGGAGAAGUAUCACAAGGCGCUCAAAGUCGACCUCCUUAAAGGGGCAGGCAACAGCGCAGCCAGCCGGGGCGCCAUUGCCGAGACCUUCAACGCCAUCUCCAAGAAGGAACUGGUCCACCUGGAGGAUUCCCCCGAUUACUGCCUGGAGAACAAGACCCUGGGGCUGCAGGGCACGGAAGGCAGGGAGUGCGUCAAGAAGGGCAAACAGCUGAGCAAGUGGGAGAAACGGAGCUGCAAGCGGCUGUGCGGGGAUUGCGGGCUGGGCGUGCAGGAGCGCAGGGCGGAGAUGAUGAGCAGUUGCAACUGCAAGUUCCACUGGUGCUGCGCCGUGAAGUGCGAGCAGUGCAGGAAAACAGUCACCAAGUACUUCUGCGUCAAGAAGGGCAAAAAGUCCACGAGAAACGAGAGCGAUUCGAAGAGGAAGGGUUCGCGUCUCAGCCGCAGGCACUGA